GUUAUUUGUGUAAUAGGACAGUGUUUCUUACACUGAAACCGAACAGCUAUCACCUUAUACCUGUAGUUUAUUUAAUGAAGACUAUACAGAGCCAAAUUACUGGAUCACAGGAAAGGACGUGCAAGAAAAUCGUCGUAAUUAUGAUGCACUAUUCCAGAAUUUCCUUGCGAUACUGAGGAAACCCAAGAAAAACCUCAGUCAGGGUAGUUGGUGUCCCGGCAGAGAUUAGAACUGAGUACCUCCUGAAUAUAAAUCAGAAGCGUUGCGACUUCAGCAGACUUCCUUGGUCAAACGGCUAUGAAAGUAAACUCGGUGAUAUGUGGAGGUUGGUUCUAGGCACUCCCCCACCCACAGAGACUCACUACAUGCACUGGGUUACAGGAAGACCUCUAUUAGACUAGCAUUCAUACGUCAUGCGGGUACUUAACUACAGGCCCUGACUAACAGGAUAAGUGUAACCGAGCAGGAAGAUUUAUAUCUCGGCAGCGGCCAUUGUGACUUCUGUUGUCGCGUUGUCAUCUAUCUUCUUGGGGCCGACAAAACCGAUAACCUUGACCAGACAGUUGGUGUGAUAGUGACAUAAAUUCGCUAGUGUUCUGAAAAAACACUGCAGAACUUUCAACGGAAGCUUCCUAAAAAAAAUAUUCUUAUUUAUAUCACGCAAGAAGCAAACCUACAGCCUGAUGCCCAUUCUAAUGGAGUGCAAACGUCUGCGUAGUUUGGUAAUUAAUCAAGAGCAAUUUCUUGCUCUUUCAUGUAAUGAUUUAAGGUCUUCAUACAUAAACUAGUGACAAAUCAAGUGAAAUCGAUGUUGUAGGAGCCAAAACGGUUUGUUCUGAUACCAGUGCCAGGUUCUUUGAUCUCUGUCGCCCAAGGAUCUACCCUGUACGCAGCGAACUACACACAGUUUGAGUAAGCUGGCGCCCGGAUUAGGCACCCCGAUGGCCUAGGCAAGCAGAAGGAGCGGCGGCGUGAGAAUGGCUACAGCAGGAGGUGGGGGCGGUGGAGGUGUGUUGGUGGCUACGCUGUGGUGGAUAUGUCUGAUGUGGGGGUGGGCGCACGUCGCACCCCAAACCCACCAGUGCCCGUCCCAUCACGAUCUCGCUCCCUGUGCAUGCACCGUCAAGAAGAAUGGCCUCGACCUCUUGUGUGAGUUCACGGACCAGCAACACAUCACUCAUGCAAUGACCGCACUUAAAGGUUCGUCUGAAGUCAUCUUCUACCUGAAACUCCGUCAUAACAGCCUGCCCAAACUGCAGGACUUCGUGUUCCUCGGACUGGACAUCCGCCACCUCACCAUCCACAACAGUAGCCUCGCCGUGGUCGAGGAGUCUUCACUCAGCUCUCUGGGAAAAGGGCUGACGCAGUUGGACCUGUCUCAGAACGGGCUGAUUUCGGUGCCGUCCGCCGCGUUCCGCAACCUUCACCACCUGCUGAUCCUCAACCUGAACCACAACAGAAUCACCGCGAUCCACAACAAGGCCUUCGAGGGACUUGACACGCUGGAGAUCCUCACGCUGUAUGAGAACAAGAUAAUGACUAUCGAGUCAGAUGCCUUUAAAGGGCUGGACAACAGGAAACUGAAGCGCCUAAACCUCGGAGGCAACGAACUGCAGUCCGUUCCAACAUCAGCAUUAUCUUCAUUUGACAUGCUCAAGAAGUUGGAGAUACAAGAGAAUUUGAUUUCUGAGAUUUCAGAAGGCGAUUUCCAAGGUCUUCAGAGCCUGGACUCGCUCAUCCUAGGCCACAACCAGCUGAUGGAGGUUCCUGCGAGAGCGUUCUCACACCUCAACCUUCUCAAUUCCCUAGAACUAGAUGGAAACCAAAUCACCCACAUUCACUCUGAAGCAUUUCGUGGUCUUGAAGAGAACCUUCAGUAUCUGAGGUUGGGUGAUAAUAAUAUUCACUGUGUACCCAGCGACGCACUAAGACGUCUUCACCGAUUGCGUCAUCUAGAUCUCCGAUCCAAUAACAUCAGCGUUGUUCCUGAGGACGCAUUCACUGGCUUUGGAGAUACAAUCACUUUCCUUAACCUGCAGAAAAAUGACAUCAGGACGAUACCUUCGCUGGCUUUCGAGAACCUCAACUCGCUGGAAACCCUGAAUCUGCAGAACAACAAGUUAAAACACAUUCCCGAAGAGGUAAUGGAGCCCAUCGUGGACACGCUAAGAAACAUCGAUAUAAUGGACAACCCACUGGAGUGUGACUGUACCCUGCGCUGGUACCGGGAAUGGCUAAAGAAUUUGCGUGACAAGGACGAUGACGUGAUGACAAAGAAGCGAACCUUAUGCACGAUGACAAGCGAGCAUCGGGAGUAUAAGUUGCAAGAACUGCCUCUGGAGCGUAUGAACUGUGUUGGCAAGAACUUGGAGCAGACAUCCAGCAGUAACGCCGCUGAACCGCGUGGAUUCUGUACGGGGACGGUGACAACAGCGCUAGCCACAGUGGCUGUGGCAGCGGUAAGCAGCAGCUACUGCCUGUAGUGGCAGAGGCGAGUGAAGAACCACGACGGUCCCAUACAAGACGACGCCCAGUUUUGUUACAAUUCAAGAAAUAUGUAACGUUCUGAAAUGCAAGGGAUUUAUGAUUUCCACACACACACACUAACACAGCAACACUGGUGUAGGUCAUUAAACAGUAUAUUAACCAUCCCACUAAUGCGUACUUUCGGCAAGUUUGGUCACUUUGUUAAAUAUUCUGUACAGUUCUGAUAUGACUUCAGUUAAGAGGUGGAUGUUUAUUUGAAAUUGGGUCCUUCUUAUUUUAGAUAAGUUAACAAAAAUGUCGCCUUAUAUCCGAGAAUAUAUGGCAUUCAACAGACCGAUACACAGAUAAUUAUAGCUCGUGAUUCUGAAAAUCGCUGUAUAUAUUUGAAAGGUUUUUUAUCUCAUCAGCGAUUAUUUUUCCGUUGUUUUCUAACCUACGAUUAUUAUUAUAUGUUAAAAUAGAUGCUUAUAAUUAUAGCCAUAGGUU
Messenger RNA from Cryptotermes secundus, 2973 nucleotides. RefSeq names its product leucine-rich repeat-containing protein let-4. Gene Ontology annotation, molecular function: protein binding. The transcript has 8 exons. The record is from RefSeq and is a predicted model, not a curated record. Bases 978 to 2483 code for a protein of 501 amino acids. Lineage: Eukaryota; Metazoa; Arthropoda; Insecta; Blattodea; Kalotermitidae.